AUGGAGCCAGACAUCAUCCCCUUGCACUCCGUCUCCCCCCCUCCACUGGAUGAUGACGGUUUCGGGGAAGUGGGAUCAGAGGAGGACGAGUUUGGGGACUUUGGGGCAUUCUCCGUUGGGGAGUCACCUGAUUCCCUUUCCAGCUUCAGACAGCUUUCGUCUACCGCCAUAAAGCCAGCCGCCCUUCAAUCCACUGUUGAACAAUCCCAGCCCACAUCCACUGUGCACGUGGGGUCCGGUAGGGGUCAGGAAUGUACUGCUGAAUCAUCUGUGCACCUCACAAAUGGAUUCUCUGUAAGGAACCACAUCUCUAGGACCCCCAUAGCCUCUGCUGUUGGGGGUCCCAAGGAAGAAACAGGGUUUGCUGAUUUCACUUUGUUCACAGAGCAAGCGGAGCACCCCUGGUGCUGCGGCUUCUCUCCCAUCGACCGCAAAGAGCAAUGGGAUGCCAGAGGAAAGGAAGGAAGGAAGUCAUCCAACAGCUUGGGGGAACACAGGCAUGGUUCAGGACAGGAUGUUGUGAUGGACUCUGAGCCCAGGCCUCAUUGUGCAUGUGAGACAAAGAAGGAGAAUGUUUGCAUUAAGGUCAAGCACUUUGAGAAAAGAGAUGCAGCACUCGUGCAAACAUCUCAGGACCAUGACCAGCCUCAGGAUUUCCAAUCGGAAGAGCCUAUUUCUAGAGAGGAGUGUGGGGACAUUCAGAGGGAAAGGGGGCAUUGUUUAAAUUCUUUACACACCACAGGGGUAACAGAGGAUGGAGAGUCAGAUGGAGAAGGUCGAGGAAACAGCAUUUCUACUGUCCCCCAAACAUUCAGUGUGUACGAGUCUGCUUCAGAGGAUCUGACCUCCUUCUGUGAUGAUUUUUCAAUGGAGUGUCCUUCUUUAGAUUUAGAACCAAAUGUUUCAUCUCUUGUUUCCCACGAUGAUGAGACUGACUGGGACCCGACUGAUGAUGAUGAUGAGGAAGGAGAAGCACUGGGAAAUGACAGGCAGUCGGAAGAAGAAAAGGGUUUUCAUUUUUGCGACCAAUCUGUGACUCAGGAAACUUCUGCUACCUCCGAACUCUCACAAACUGGAACACAUGCAGAAGAAAACUUUGCAGACUUCAGAGAGUGCACGUUAGAGCAAGGACACGUCCAAAGUGAUGAUGAUGAUGAUGAUGAAGAGGGGCUGAGUCUAGGAAACCUCCCUCCAAGUGACAGCUUUGCAGAUUUCUGCUCAGCGCCCACGCAGGAGGACGCAGAGGACUCGUGGGCGGAGUUCAAGGACCAGGGGGCUCAGGAGGACGGGAGAACUUGGACCCAGUUCAAAGAGCCAGUCAGCAGCCUGCAGGCGGAUGGGGACACGGAGGAGGAGCCAGAGAGGGGGGGGCCCAGGAGGAACAGCCGUCAGGAGGAGGAGGAGAAGAAACCUGCACUCUGUCCCAGGUCUCAGUGGAUUGGGCGGGGGGUGUGGUUGCCACACCAGGACCUCCAUGAAGCAGUUGGCCUCAAGUUUCAGUGGGGGGGCUCCUACACUAACAGGACUCUACUCAGGUGCCUUGGUGUGGAGACGAGGAACAUUGUGUUCAUUGGCAUGAAGAAGCAGCCAGUGGCUGUGCCAGCUUUUGCAUCCGGCCUGGGAAUGCUGGAGCCCACCAAAGACUCUGUACCAUCUGUCAGUUCUCCACGACACACAGCCGUCAUCACCACACAGACAACACCUCCAAAACCCCCCGGCUCACUGGACCACAAAACAUACUCAAUGCAGGAGGCGCUCCCCCCCCGGCAGCUGUCCUGGAGCAGCUCUCAGGACGGUACGUCCCCCCGCAGAGCCCCUCACUUCUGGGGCUGGAAGUAGACCACAGUUUGAGCUGUCCCUGCGUGGCUUCUUCUUCUUCUUCUUCUUCUUCUUCUUCUUCUUCUUCUUCUUCUUCUUCUUCUUCUUCUUCUUCUUCUUCUAAUGAACCUCUGGCAGUUUCUCUGGACUCCUCCUCACUUCCUUCAGGGCAUGUUCUGCUGCUUUUAAUUUACCCUUUGAUUCCCCUCCACUCACUCAGUGGGUGACCACAACAUCUUGUGAUUUCACCUAAUGAAACACAGUCUCUAUAAUCUGUCCAAACAAGAAUACUUGCACACAUAUAACAUCCAACAGACCCAGUCCCUAAACUUGGACUCAAAGUAAGAUAAAAAGCAUAAAAAUAACACAUAAUUGAUUCCAGAACCAUUUUUGGGGAAACAUUGUAUUGGCUACCCUUUUCUCCUUCCUUCAACUAGUGUCUCAUCUUUACCUGCUGCCAGCGUUUACAAAGAAUUCAUCUCAGUAUUUAUCAGUCCCAGUUGUUAUGUGGACACAUUGUGGCGUCCAUGUUGACGUGAUAACACCUAGGGACUACAAGGGAAAAACAGGAUGAACUCUUUUGGUGCAUUUCCUUUUAAACUACAACACAAAAUACCUGAGGGUACGGCUAGAUACAUCCCCAAAGCACUGACCUUAUUUACUCAUCCUAAUAUCAGUCAAUUCAUGGAGCAUCGUCACAACAUCUGCCAUGACGAUUCCUUGGAUUUUUUUUAUACAAAAGGACAAUUUUAUUGGAUUUAUUUGUAACCACUGUGAAGGUUGAACUUACUCUUCUACCUUUUUCCCAGUGCAUGACUAUAUAAUGCACUAAGAAUGAUGACGCCCAUAAAUCUGACACCAUUAUCCAGUUUCUGGCCCUUUUUCUAAACAGUGUUUAGUUUUCGUUGGAAGCUAUUUACUUGCCCAUAUGAGCUUGCCAAAAGGUAAAAUGUCCCACAGUUAAGUUAGACCUUUUGAUAAAGAGAAACCAAAAAAGACAACACAGGUAUUAGAGUGAUUCUUUGCUCAGGAGAUAUUUGAUGUAAUUUAUCACAUUUUUAGUAGUAGUGUUUACAUCAGUAUUACACACAAAGGAUGUGUUUCUAAUUAAAUGACUAUCCUUAUGUAUACAUCAGUAAUUGUUGCUAUUAUUACCGUUAUUUUAUGUGCAGGGCUUUCUUUGGUACAUUUAAUUAAAAGACCGAACCAGAGAAAGACCAGAAAAAGUGUUGCAGAUUAGAUGCUGCUAAAGAAAAUAAAAGUGUUGUAUGAAAUGUGCAGCAGAACCAAUUUUGCAUGUUUUGGAAGUGGGCAAAGUAAAAGUAUAAAAAAGAAGAAUGACAAAAUGUUUUAUUGCGAAACUAUUGCUCAUUAAGAUAACUGACUUUUCUUAAAUCACAAAAUCACAAAGUGGUAAAAGUCAGCAUGCAGACAGGUUUGAGUUUAGGCCCUUUGUUUGAAGCCCCUACUUUGUUUGUGUUCAUUGAUUUAAAAUGGAUCAUUGACGUCCAAACAGUGUUGGAAUAGUAAAGUUUGGACAGCAGAGGGCAGUAUAUUCUCUGUAGGUGCUCAAAACACGUGUACUGUAUUCACGAGGAACAAAUCAAGAGAUUUUAGGCCCUUUAAAUUCAAACAACCAGUCACCACUAAAGGAUGUGUUUGUAGUAAUACUUUAUUAAUGCAUUUAUUGUGUGGUUAGGUUCCAAUGCGUUGGAGAUUAUUGUCAUAAUUCUAAUAAUCAUUACCGCUGUCAUUUUAUGCUGCUUUUAUUAUUUUUCUUUGCUUUACUCCCUGUGCACUGAUGCGUAUUCAGUACUUAUGAGCAGCUGAACAGGAUAAAGAAGUGUUUAUUUCCAAAGCAAUUCAGUCUGAGGAAAAUUCAUAACUGUCAAUAUUUCAUUACCAAUCAGAACUGUUUAUACAACUGGAGUUACAGUAAUUAAUAUGAGUUGUGCCUUUAUGCCAGCAAUUGUUUUCUAAAAGGUUAUUGGAUUUUGGACCUACGUAUAGCUAGUUUAUUUACAUUUUUUUAUUUUUUAGAUGUACUGCUCAAAUCCAGAUGUAAUGCACUGACUGCAAUAACGACUUGUAGAACAUCCUUGUAAAUACUGAAAUAAAUCAGUCGAUCGUU
Molecule: messenger RNA, 3949 nt
Organism: Notothenia coriiceps (black rockcod)
Lineage: Eukaryota; Metazoa; Chordata; Actinopteri; Perciformes; Nototheniidae
Source: RefSeq, a predicted model, not a curated record